Aspergillus mulundensis is the source of this 1554-nucleotide messenger RNA. RefSeq names its product F-box protein. Bases 1 to 1554 code for a protein of 517 amino acids. Lineage: Eukaryota; Fungi; Ascomycota; Eurotiomycetes; Eurotiales; Aspergillaceae. The transcript is spliced from 3 exons. Gene Ontology annotation, molecular function: protein binding. The record is from RefSeq and is a predicted model, not a curated record.
AUGACUACGACGACGAAUCUCAAAAUGACGUCCAAGGGCUCCCCAGCAAAGGCGGACCCCUUCGCCGUGCUAAACUACGACUGCCUGAGUCUGAUUCUGGACCACGUGCCCCUGCGCGAUCUCGCGAACGCCCAGUGCGUCAGCACCGAGUGGUACCUCCAGAUCCAGGAGUGGAUCACCACCCGCGGGCUGCAGGUGCAUUUUCCGGCCGUGUGGGCCGAGAUGAGACUGCAGCCCCAGUGGAAGGGGAGGGGCGCGGAGGCGCACAGACGGCGCAAGAUCCCCGGCAUCUUCAGGGAAUGCGCCAUGCAGCAACGCACGAACAACGCGUGGGUGGGCGGAGAUACGGAUUGGACGACGCAUUGCGUGGGCGAGGGGGAGAGCGAGGUCGGCCGUGCUGGGAUCCAAGCGGCAGGGGACUUCCUGGCCUGGAAAGACGGCGAGUCGAUCUGCUGGAAGCGGGCGGGAUACUGGGUAGAUGAGCAUGGGCAGCGGUGCGGAUAUCCCACUCGGACGGUGAAUAUCAAGGUGCUGGGACUGGCUCAGGUGGUGUACCUGCGGCUACACGCAUCUGGCUUGCUAUUUGUGGGACACGCUCAACGGUGGAAUGAUAUGUCCUUCGUCUUCCGGAUGUGCAUGUUCGAGCUCGAGACAGACGAGGAGUUAUGGUCUUGGAACUAUCGUCUACAGUCUAACGGACUUCGCACGGAGAAGCCGCCCAUUGAACUCAUUGCAAUGGGUUGGGACAAGAUCUACUUCAGGCGUACGGGCAGAACAUACCGUGCACUGUACGACCCUGCAGCAGCCGGCGUUGCAGCGUACGACCUGAGGACCGGGACCUUCCUACACAGUCUGCCAUUGUUUACAUCUAAGCUUUUGGUAGAGAGCGAGACGCGCGUGUGGCGCCUGGGAGGCCGCGAGGUCAUUGUGGGCGUCAGCCUGGGGCGGCCGGAUAAGCACACGGACAAAUUGCAUUUUAUCAACGCCCAGACCGGAUCGACCAUUCAGACCAUCCCGAUAGAUGGCUGCACAGGACAUCGUAUAGUGGUUUCAAGCCGGCCCGGCGAACUAGCGUUUGCGGUGGUUGGUCGGAAGGCUUGCGAAGGUGAGGGGGCGUCCGUUGCUGUGAGUAUACCUUUUCACUAUGACCGUGAGGCUGAGAUGUUCGUGCAACGGGACACUCAACAUUUCGACCUUUCCCAGAUUCCAAUGGCUCCAAAAGAUAUUGUGCACUGGGACCCAUUCAAAGGGGUUAUGGUGGUUGUUAACAACACCUCGAACGGCUUCACUCUCGCCUUUUCCUAUCCAAUGUUGCAGCCCAAGUCUCCGGUUGAUAACGCUAAACGCCGAGUAUGGUUACAGCAAUCACUGAAGGAGAUUACUGAUGUCAAGGUUGGCGCUGGGGGGAACCGGCUUUACUUGUUCCACGCCGGUCGAUUCGUUGGUCCCGGUCUGCUGUACAAGGACCAGGUCGACGUCUUGGAAUUCGGACCAGGAGGUGGUUUGCCAUUGGAGUUCGCGAAUUGCUUGCAUGCCCCGGAUCGUGUUGACUGA